CCCUUACUCACUCUAUUUUCUGCUUCCUCUGUUCUGUCUCUGAAACUCAAUCACCAUCUCUGUCUUCCAAUGAUGAAGAACAACAAUGGUUCCAAAUCCACUGAUUCCUCACCUGCGGUUUCUCCCAAACCCAGAACCCGUCAAGUGAAUUCCCGGUUCCUGUCCAAGUCUCUCAACGGUCCUCCUGAAUCAGGUUCAGCUUCUUCUUCUCCGAGGAGAAGAAGCUCUGUCACACUCGCCGAUCAAAUCGGCAGGGAAAGGAUCAGAGACAGAGAGGAUCAUCACCUUCAACACCACCAUCGUCAGAGUCAGAAGCCUCUCAACACAACACCACCACCAACACCUGCAACAACCUCCUCUAUUUUGAGAAAACAGAGGAGCUGUAGGGAGUCCAACAAUCCCGAGAACAAUUCCAAGGAAAAUGAUCGACCCAUUAUUGGAAGAUCAGGGAGGUUCACUUUGCCGGCAAAAUCUUCUUCAUCGGCGAAGAAACCAAGUGUUGGGAAAUCCGGCGGUGAUUCUCCGGGAAGGGUGUCUCUGGAGAAGAAUGCUGCUAUUUCGUCAGAUGAUUCAUUGAUGAUGAGGAAGGUGAUCACUCAGAGGACGUUGAGUAGGAACAAUUCACCACUCAAUUCGCCACUGAAUUCACCGCUGACUAGGCAAUUGAGUUUUUCCAAGUCUCAGUGGGCCUUGUCCCCUGGUAGGUCAGAGACACCUCCCAUGUCAGUGGAAAGUAAGGGAAAGUCCUUGUCUCUUUCGAGCUUGAAGCCUUCUAACAUGGGCAUUGAGAAGAUUAUCAACAAGGGCUUUGACUUCUUCAGGUCCAAGAAAUCUUCAAAUGCUGCUUCCUCCUCCUCUGAGGAUGCUCAUCAGCUUCGUUUGCUUCAUAACCGGUUGCUCCAGUGGCGGUUUGUGAAUGCAAGAGCUGAAGCUGUGAAUGCUAGCAUAACCCAUCAGGCAGAGAGCACUUUGACAAGUGCUGUGGAUGGUCUUACAAAGUUGCGAUGCUCGGUGAUGCAAAAGAGGAUACAGCUGCAGAAAGUAAGGCUUGAGAAGAAGCUACAAUUGGUACUGCAAUCUCAGAUGAACCUAUUGCAAACUUGGGAAGGUAUGGAAAGGAAACACAUGGAUGCAAUUGAUGCAAUGAAGGGGAGUUUGUAUUCUGCUGCAUGCAAAGUUCCCCUUUUAGAAGGGGCAAAGGUGGAUACACAAUCAAUGUCCAGUGCUCAGGAACAUGCACUUGUUGAAGUAGAAUCCAUCAAGUCAAUAUUAUCAAGUUUUUCACAUAUGGCUGAUGAGCGUGCUGGGUUGCUAUCAGAAUUAGCAAAAGUUGUUGCACAAGAGAAGUUUCUCUUACAAGAAUUCAAUGAUCUAUCCCAGACCAUUCGUGCUUUGGAGGUAGAAGAAAGUAGCUUGAGGUGUGGUCUCAUUCAACUUCAAAAUUGAGAUUAUCAAAAGUUGCUUCUACUAUAUAUCUAAGAUCACUUCUUAGGUAUAUAUGUAAAUUGUAGACCAUCAAAAUUAACAGAUAUGUCAACUGUUUCACAGCCUUCAAAUUAGAAGGGUUUAAAUUUCAGCAAACAUGUAGGAAGGAGUUUACUAAAUGUACCCUUGCACUGCAUUUCUUU
Molecule: messenger RNA, 1628 nt
Organism: Lotus japonicus
Lineage: Eukaryota; Viridiplantae; Streptophyta; Magnoliopsida; Fabales; Fabaceae
Product: QWRF motif-containing protein 3-like
Exons: 6
Coding region: 70-1446 (458 amino acids)
Biological process (GO): spindle assembly; centrosome cycle
Cellular component (GO): centrosome; nuclear microtubule; cytoplasm
Molecular function (GO): microtubule binding
Source: RefSeq, a predicted model, not a curated record